Molecule: messenger RNA, 1907 nt
Organism: Rhea pennata
Lineage: Eukaryota; Metazoa; Chordata; Aves; Rheiformes; Rheidae
Gene: MATN4
Product: matrilin 4
Exons: 10
Coding region: 39-1907 (622 amino acids)
Molecular function (GO): calcium ion binding
Source: RefSeq, a predicted model, not a curated record
UUCCCCAAGUCCCGGAGGCUGUGUGGUCUUGGAUUGCAAUGAUGAAGCUCCUACCUGUUGCUCCUCUCCUCCUGCUGGUCCUAACAGGGCUGGAAGCUAGACCAAAACCUGCAGCCCUGAAGUGCAAGACGGGCCCCCUGGACAUCGUGUUCGUGAUCGACAGCUCCCGCAGCGUGCGCCCCUUUGAAUUCGAGACCAUGCGGCGGUUCAUGAUCGAUAUCAUCAGCAGCCUGGACGUGGGCCCCAACGCCACACGGGUGGGAGUGAUCCAGUACUCCAGCCAGGUGCAGAAUAUCUUCUCCCUCAAGACCUUCUUCAAGCGGGCAGAUAUGGAGAAGGCCAUCAACAACAUUGUGCCACUGGCCCAGGGCACCAUGACAGGACUGGCCAUCCAGUACGCCAUGAACGUGGCUUUCACCAUGCAGGAGGGUGCACGCCCACCGCACAAGAAGAUCCCCCGGGUUGCCAUCAUCGUGACAGAUGGCAGGCCCCAGGACCGCGUCAGUGAAGUAGCUGCACAGGCCCGUGCCGCUGGCAUUGAGAUAUACGCUGUGGGCAUCCAGCGGGCAGACAUGAGCUCACUGCGUGCCAUGGCCUCACCACCACUGGAGGAGCACGUCUUCCUGGUGGAGUCAUUUGAGCUCAUCCAGCAGUUCGGCAAGCAGUUCCAGGACAAGCUCUGUGGGGCGGACAUGUGCGUGGAGCGGGACCACGGCUGCCAGCACAGCUGCGUGAGCAUCCCCGGAUCUUUCUACUGUGAAUGCAACCCGGGAUACAGGCUCGACGUGGACGGAAGGACGUGCUCCCCCAUCGAUGUGUGUGCAGACGGGAAGCACGGCUGUGAGCACCAGUGCAUCAGCACUCAUGGGUCCUACUCGUGCCGAUGCCACGCAGGUUACUACCUCAACCAGGACAAGAAGACCUGCACGAUGAUCGAUUACUGCAGUUUCGGAAACCACAGCUGCCAGCACGAGUGCGUGAGCGUCCCCAACGGGCACUACUGCCGCUGCCGCAGCGGCUUCACACUUCAGGCCGACAGCAAGUCGUGCAGGGCUACUGACCUCUGCAAUGGGGUGGAUCAUGGCUGUGAGUUUAAGUGCGUGAGUGCUGAGGGCUCUUACCACUGCAUUUGCCCUGAGGGACAGCAGCUCCAGGCUGAUGGGAAGACGUGUAACAAGUGCGGGGCUGGGCACGUUGACCUGGUCAUGGUGAUUGAUGGCUCCAAGAGCGUCCGGCCCCAGAACUUCGAGCUGGUGAAGCAGUUUGUGAACCGCAUCGUGGAUCUGCUGGAUGUGUCCCCUCAUGGUACUCAGGUGGGGUUGGUGCAGUACUCCAGCCGUGUGCGCACUGAGUUCCCCCUCAACAAGUACACAACGGCGGAUGAGAUCAAGAAGGCAGUGAUGAACGUGGAAUAUAUGGAGAAAGGCACCAUGACAGGCCUUGCCCUCAAGCACAUGGUGGAGCACAGCUUCUCCGAGCUGGAAGGUGCCAGGCCUCUCUCCCACAAUGUGCCCAGAAUUGGGCUGGUCUUCACAGAUGGGCGCUCCCAGGAUGAUAUCUCUGAAUGGGCCAGGAGAGCAAAAGAAUCAGGAAUUGUCAUGUUUGCUGUUGGUGUUGGAAAGGCCGUGGAAGAAGAACUAAGAGCAAUCGCCUCCGAACCGGUAGAGCAACACUUCUCCUACUCGGCAGAUUUCACCACCAUGAGCCAUCUCGUGGAGAACUUCAAGCUGAACAUCUGCCCAGAGGAAGGCAAAGGGGAGAUGGAGAUCCGCAGCCCGUGCGAGUGCGAGGCGCUGGUGCAGUUCCAGACGAACACCGUGGCCAUCCUGGAAAGCCUGACUGAGAAAAUUGCUCAGAUGACGGCCAGACUUGAAGCCUUGGAAAAGCAGAUUGCCAGCAAGAAUUGA